CUGGAAGAAGUAAACGUGGGAUAUUGUGUUGGAAGAAUAGCUCAGACACUGAGGCCGACUGCCAGUCGAUAAUGCAAAUUAUUCGCUUCGUCUCUGGAUCGACGAGUAUAUUAUCGAGGUGAAGGUCUGGGUGGGAGAGCGAUGUCUGAGAAGGAGCCGGCGAUAGAUGUGGUGUUGAAACAGUCCAGUCACGUCUCCCCGAAACCUGUCUUGGGGCCUACCAAGCCUGACGCAGGGGCAGCGCAGAAGGUGCCCACCCGCUGUUUCAGCACUCAACACUCUCGGCAUCGCGGGCCUGCGUCGCUUGCCGGUGGCUGUGAUAGACAGCUUGACUCGGUCGGCGUCGUGGUUCUUUCACCGCUCACCGCACGGCUGUCUCUGGCGCUGAAGUUAGGUUUGGCUGCCAAAGGCAUGGCGGAGACAGCCCCGCAGAGGCCACCGCCCACCGCCCACCGCCCACCGCGUCACCGAUCAGCACCGCUUUGUCGCAUUCUUGGAGGGCGGCCGUCUUUGUCGGCGGCACGGCGGGCCUCAUCGCGCGGAGGCCAGGCGGCUGUCCGUGGGGCGGGCGCUAGAAGGGCGGCUCCAGCUGGGGGCGAUGCGGCGGGGAGAGCUGCACGGCGAGGCCAUCGCGCUGGUGGAGAGCGCUCCCAGCGCUCCCCGCGCGCCGCCGUCUCAGACCCAGUGGACUGCGCUCCGUGGCAUGUAAAGAGCCCCGCAGCUGCACCAGGAAGCCCCCAUCUGCCUGCCCGCGCGCCUCCACGACGUCCAGCUCGCCGCCAUUGCGUGCCAUCCCAACCCUUCCCCGAUCCCUCGCUGUAUUCUCACCACCGCCGGCCUCAAUUCUUCGCCUGCUGCCUCCUCGCCCUGCCCUGCUGCUCUGUCCAUCACUACGCGCUCCGCAUCCGCCAUUGCGUCCUCUGCCGGCCGUCACACGGCAGCAGCGUCAUCCCUGCGCUUUUGGCCUCUCUCGCGAACCAACGUCAAAGGAGUGCGGGUCCACCACAACCCCUCCCCUCUCACCACACCUCCAUGUCGCUGCCACCCGACUACUCCAAUGAAAUCUCCGCCCUCAACCGCGAGAUCCUGAAGCACAGCCCCCAAGACGUCCUGCAGUUCUGCGCCAACUUCUUCCAGCGCCGCCUCGAGUCCCAGCGCGCCGAGUUCCUGCUGUCCCAGCACCAUUCCACGCAAGGCGGUGGCAUGGCCGAGAGCACAUUCCCCGGCAGCAAUCCCUUCGGCUCCUCGCCCAGCGGCGGCCUCUCUACCGCUGGCAUGCACCGCCUCGAGGAGGAGGAGGAGAACGACACCGUCGCCUCGCCCACCGCCCAGUCCUUCCCGCGCUCCACCGACGCCGCUCCCUCCAGCGGCGAGUCGCCCUUUGGCAACUUCGGCGGCUUCCAGUCGCAAGCCAACAGCCGCGCUGCGGCCUCCAAGUCGCAGCCCCCCUCGUCGCUCCCGAUGGACCCCCAGAGCUUCCCCAGCAACUACAACAUGAACCGGAGGACGUCCGUGUCCGCCGAGUCGCUCAACCCCACCUCCUCCCUCAACGACAACUGGACCCCCCCGUACCACCAAAAGACGGACGACCAGCAGACACGCCUCAAGCAGGCCGUGUCAGGCAACUUCCUCUUCUCCCACCUCGACGACGAGCAAUCCGCACAGGUGCUAGGUGCCCUACAAGAGAAGCCAAUACCCACAAAGGGCAUAAAGGUCAUCCAGCAGGGUGACGUCGGCGACUACUUUUACGUCGUCGAGGAUGGCCAUUUUGACAUAUUCGUCAACAAGAGCGGCAAGCUAGAACCAGGCCCCGAUGGCCUGGGCAACAAAGUCGGCAGCGUCGGACCGGGCGGGUCCUUUGGCGAGCUGGCUUUGAUGUACAAUGCUCCCCGCGCAGCCACCGUUGCCUCAACCGAGCCCUCGACCCUAUGGGCGCUUGACCGAGUAACUUUCCGCCGCAUCCUCAUGGACAGCGCAUUCCAGCGACGUCGGAUGUACGAGGGCUUCCUCGAAGAAGUCCCGCUACUAUCGUCGCUAACGCCGUACGAGCGGUCCAAGAUUGCCGACGCGCUCGAGACUCGCAAAUUCCCCGCCGGCACGACCAUCAUCAAAGAAGGCGACGUGGGCGAAUCUUUCUUCAUCCUCGAGAGCGGUUCCGCCGAAGUCUAUAAGCGCGGCAUCGACAAGGCCGUCAAUAGCUACAAGAAAGGCGACUACUUUGGCGAGCUUGCCCUCCUCAACGACGCACCCCGCGCCGCCUCCGUCGUCAGCAACACCGAAGUCAAGGUGGCGACGCUCGGCAAGGACGGUUUCCAGCGCCUGCUAGGCCCCGUCGAGGGCAUCAUGCGGCGGAACGACCCUAGUAAGCUGGGGACAGAAGGUGUGGACCCUUUGGCUAAGGGAAAAUAG
Messenger RNA from Mytilinidion resinicola, 2409 nucleotides. RefSeq names its product camp-binding domain-like protein. The record is from RefSeq and is a predicted model, not a curated record. Bases 142 to 2409 code for a protein of 755 amino acids. Gene Ontology annotation, cellular component: nucleus. NCBI's taxonomy places the organism in Eukaryota, Fungi, Ascomycota, Dothideomycetes, Mytilinidiales, Mytilinidiaceae. The transcript is spliced from 3 exons.